Molecule: messenger RNA, 2196 nt
Organism: Lizanozyma spartinae
Lineage: Eukaryota; Fungi; Ascomycota; Pichiomycetes; Serinales; Debaryomycetaceae
Gene: ATM1
Product: ATP-binding cassette Fe/S cluster precursor transporter
Exons: 1
Coding region: 1-2196 (731 amino acids)
Biological process (GO): transmembrane transport; intracellular iron ion homeostasis
Cellular component (GO): mitochondrial inner membrane
Molecular function (GO): ATP hydrolysis activity; ABC-type transporter activity; ATP binding
Source: RefSeq, a predicted model, not a curated record
AUGAUUCGUGGUACUGUGUUAAAGUUGCCAGGAAGACUUGCAUCUUCCUUCUCCACAGGUGCACCCUGUCUUACAAAAAACUUAAGCGCCUAUCGACUUAAUUCCAUUAGAGUGAAAUCAAACAUAGUAAGACUGCAGAACGUUGACUUUCGUCGAAAUUUAUGGAAAUCGAGCAUCUUAUGCAAAGAUUCAAAGACUCUGGAAUCAACCAAGAAACCUAAUAGUGCUUCUACACCUAAAAAUGACAAUGGAUCAAAUAAACCAACAGAAUCAGAACCAACAAACGAUUCUUCAACCUUAUUUGGCCAAGAGAUCUCCACAUCCCAAAUAAAAAUGCUUCGGUCACUUUUGACAACCAUUUGGCCUGCAAAUAAACCAAGCUUCAAAAUCAGAGUGUUGGUGGCUCUUUCAUUAUUAAUAGGAUCCAAGUUACUUAAUGUUCAGGUCCCCUUCUUUUUCAAAUCGAUUAUAGAUGAAAUGAAUAUUGAUUGGGCGGCAGAACUAGGUACUGUUGGAAGUGUUGUAGGAUCUUUAAUUAUAGCUUAUGGGGGAGCAAGAUUUGGAGCAGUUUUGUUUGGAGAAUUGAGGAAUGCUGUAUUUGCUUCCGUAGCCCAAAGUGCCAUUAAAAGAGUUGCCUUAAACACGUUUAAUCAUUUAUUAAGUAUGGACUUAAAUUUCCAUUUAUCAAGACAAACAGGUGGGUUAACAAGAGCCAUAGAUCGAGGAACGAAAGGUAUUAGCUAUGUCCUUUCAGCUAUGGUCUUCCAUAUUAUUCCCAUUACUUUUGAAAUAAGUGUGGUUUGUGGUAUUUUAACAUAUAAUUAUGGGGCUUCCUUUGCUGCCGUCACCUUAUCCACUAUGCUAGCUUAUCUGAUAUUCACUAUUCGCACUACCAGUUGGAGAACUGGGUUCAGAAGACAAGCCAAUAAUGCAGACAAUCAGGCGGCUAAUGUGGCAUUAGAUUCGUUGAUAAAUUAUGAAAGUGUCAAGUAUUUCAAUAACGAAGCAUUCCAAGCAUAUAAAUAUGACUCCGCAUUAACCAAAUAUCAAAAUGCUUCUAUCAAAGUUGCUACCUCUUUGGCAUUUUUGAAUGCGGGUCAGAACUUGAUUUUCACCUCGGCGCUAACUGCAAUGAUGUACAUGGGAUGUCAUGGUAUUGCUACAGGAGGAUUGACAGUUGGAGAUUUGGUUUUAAUCAACCAAUUGGUAUUCCAAUUAUCUGUUCCCUUAAACUUUCUAGGUUCAGUUUACAGAGAAUUGAAGCAAUCCUUGUUAGAUAUGGAAAACUUAUUUCAAUUGCAAAAUUAUCCUAUCAAAAUCAAAGAUGCUCCUGGCGCCAAACCUUUAAAUAUCACCAAAGGUGAAAUCAAAUUUGAAAAUGUUAGCUUUGGUUAUCAUCCUGAUAGACCUAUUUUACGCAAUGCAUCAUUUACAAUACCUGCUGGUGAAAAGGUUGCAAUUGUUGGACCUAGUGGUAGCGGUAAGUCGACCAUAUUGCGGUUAGUAUUCCGUUUCUACGAUGUGGAUAAAGGGCGGAUUCUUAUUGACGGUCAAGAUAUUUCCUUAGUGACAUUAGACCUGUUACGGAAGAAUAUUGGUAUUGUUCCUCAAGAGACACCUUUAUUCAAUGAGUCGAUUCUUGAGAACAUCAGGUAUGGAAGAUUAGACGCCACCGAUCAAGAGAUUGAUCAAGUUAUUAAACAAGUUCAUUUGGAUUCUUUAAUUCACGAUUUGCCUGAAGGUGUGGAUACACUUGUUGGAGAAAGAGGGAUGAUGAUUUCCGGUGGCGAGAAACAACGAUUGGCUAUGGCCAGAUUGCUACUCAAAAAGUCGCCCAUCACCUUUUUUGACGAGGCUACAAGUGCUUUGGAUACCCAUACAGAACAAGCCUUGUUGAAGACCAUUCGACUGAUUUUCCGUCUGGCAGGUCACAGAACCACCAAUGUUCUGAUAGCUCAUAGAUUGAGAACUAUUGCAGACUCUGAUAAAAUCAUUGUCUUGAACAAAGGUGUGGUCCAAGAAGAAGGUACGCAUAUGGAACUUUUGCACAUACCUAAUUCAUUGUACUCUGAAUUAUGGAAUAUUCAAGAGAAUUUAGAUUUGGAUGAACUUUUGCAUAAGGAAGCAGAUGAACUUUUGUACAAGGAAGCCGGUGAACUUUUGCAUACGGAAUCCAAUCAACUGAAAUCUGAGUAA